Messenger RNA from Dipodomys spectabilis (banner-tailed kangaroo rat), 2148 nucleotides. RefSeq names its product spermatogenesis associated 1 (gene Spata1). The record is from RefSeq and is a predicted model, not a curated record. Lineage: Eukaryota; Metazoa; Chordata; Mammalia; Rodentia; Heteromyidae. The coding region runs from base 159 to 1571 and encodes 470 amino acids. The transcript has 15 exons.
GUGAGCGCGGAGGCGGCGGCAGAGGCAGUGGGCGUGUGCGGCCGCUCGCCGGUCCUCUCUGUCCUGGUGAGAUGCUGGUUUGGGAGAGGUCAAAAAUAAGGAGAAUGCUAUCUUAAGUAAAAAAAAAAAAUCUAUUACAUUUGUUUAAUACCACUUAAAUGAAGAGAGAGAAAAAAACAACCAAAAUUUCAAUUGGUAAUUAUUCCAUUCAGACACUGGAGACAAUGUUACUCAAUCCAAGUCGACCUUCCUCAUCAGAGUUGGUGGAACUUCAUGUUUUUUAUGUCCCUGAAGGAUCAUGGAACUAUAACUUAAAUACUGUUUCACUGGAGGUUAUUAAUGAAUUUGUUUCUGCUGGAUUUAUAAGAGUAUCUCCUCAACUUACCUUACAAGCCUUGAGGGAGCACCUUGGUGAUUUUCUUGGUGAAGAUGCUGUUGCAGAAAAAUUUUUAUUUCUGAAAUGCAUUGGAAACAAUUUAGCUGUGGUGACAGAAAAGCAAGAAUCAGAACUGAAACUGAAAUCAUUUGCUUCUCCAUACGCUCUUCAACCAGAACUAUAUUUGCUUCCUGUAAUGGACCACUUAGGAAAUGUUUAUUCAGAGCCAUCAACAGUUACUUUAGAGGAGCAACAGAUUAAUAAUGAUAUUGCUGAGGUUGAUGAAACAAUCCACCAACCAGUUAAUGUAAUUUUGUCAAUGGAUGAACCUGGAAGAGAUCCCAAUUUCUUCGUAAACACUUUAAAAGACCUUAACGAUUAUCCAGAAGAAGUCUCAGCUGAGGAAAAAGUCACUGUAAAAGAAAAUCAGACUGCAAAAAAUCACAUUGGAAAUUUUGAAAUACCAGGCUCUUUGGAAGAGUCAAGUGAUUACUGUAGCAACGAACAAAGUCAGUUACUUUGGAAAAACGAAGAUGAUAUAACUAUCGAUAGACAACAGAUCAAUCAGCUAGAUGAAAAAGAGCACAACAUCCUACCAGAUCUCAUUGACUUUCCUUCAUUUCCUUUUCAACCUGUUCUUUCAUCAGGAAUAUCUGAUAGUUCUUUAUUACAAAUGGAGAGACAGAAGAUUAUUGAACAAAUGAAACAAGUAAGGGAAGAAAGAAAAUAUCUGGAAAAUGUUAGAGAAGAACUAAAUAAAAAAGUUGAAAAGCUAUUUGAACAAAGCAAAUUGAAACGAUACCAAGCCUGUGAUAAUUGGAAGAAAAAAUACUUGGAAACAAAGAAAGUCACAUCAUCAUUAGAAGAGGUUUUAACAAAACUUCGAGAAGAUUUGGAACUUUACUAUAAAAAAUUGCUCAUGCAACUUGAAGCCAGGGAGAUCAAGAUGAGACCAAAGAAUUUGGCAAACAUCUCAGACUCUAAGAAUAAUCUUAUAAUCCAGAUCACUGAGGUACAGCAUGCAAUUGACCAACUUAAGAGAAAAUUGGAUACUGAUAAAAUGAAACUCAUAAUAGAAGUUAAGAUGAGAAAACAAGCAAUUUCUGACUUAAGAACAUUGAAAACCGAACUGGCCCAGAAGAAAAUUAGUCCAGCUUUUCACUCUCAAUUAGUUCCUGGAAGUGUGCCUAGCUAGGAGCUUCAGGAAUGAUUUUUAUCUAUGAUGAAUCAGCCAAAGAAUUAACAAGGUAACUUACUUUUCUGCUAUGCAACUGCCCAAUGAAAUAAUUGCAGAAUGGAAAAUUGAAUGUCCCACUGGAUGCAUAUUUUAUUAAACCUUACCACUUAUUCCAAUUUUAGUUCUGAUAAGAUUGAAUUCGUUAAACCAGGUGCUAGUAGCUUACUCAAAAGGCUCAGAUCUGAGAAUCACAGUUCAAAGCCAACCCUGAUAAAGUCCCUGGACUCGUUUCUAAUCAACCACCCAAAAAAAGCCCGAACUGGAGCUAUGGUUCAAGUAGUAGAAUGUCAGCCUUGAGCAGAAUAAACUAAGGGAAAGCACCCAGGCCAGUUUAAGACCCAGUACUGGCACAAUAAAAAUAAUAAAGAUUCAAUCUGAUUAAUACUAGAAGCUUGUGAUAUCACUGAAACCUUAACUGGAUGAACCAACUAAAAAUAUAAAGUGGAGUUGAAAGGUCUGGGUUCAAUCCACAGCAAAAUCCUCAAACAUGUACCUGUGUAUAAAUGGAGAUCACAUAAUCUAGUAUUGAAAAAUA